GGACGGCAAAGACAUUUUUGUACUGUGUUAGAUAUUUCGCAGAAUUAUAUACCUCUGCUCUGUUGUUCUAUGGCUCAUUGGAAGGAAGAUGAAAUAUUUGCAGACAAGCUAGCUCGCUUAUGUUGUGAUCAUUUCAACAAGUUGAACAAGAAGGGAAAACCUCAAAUAGAUGGCGAGUGGACUUUGUUGGCUGCUAUUGUGCUUGUUCAGCAAAGAGAUGACGAUGACAACUCAACAACAAAAUAUUCCAUGGAGGUGGUUGCAAUGGGAACUGGUUCUAAAUGCAUAGGAAGAAACAGAAUGAACAAUCAAGGAACUAUUUUAAAUGACAGCCAUGCAGAAGUUAUUGCCAGGAGAAGUUUUCUCAGGUAUCUUUACCAGCAGUUAUGGUAUGUUUAUAAAGAGGAGAAAAGUAUAUUUGUUUUCCAAGAGGAAAGUUGUUUAUGCAAGCUUAAAGAUGGAGUGUCCUUUCAUCUUUUUACUUCCCAUACACCUUGUGGUGAUGCUUCAAUCUUUCCAAAAGCAGAAGAUGAUACUUUGGUAGUUUCAGGAUUACAAAGUCAAAGCCUUAAGUCUGGAAAGAGAAAAUGUCACUCACCCUCUGAAAUUGUCACACCCAUGGAUUCCUCAAAGAAAAUCUGUCUUGAAAAGAAAACAACCAAUGAUUUAAGCUCUGACAUUCUGAUUGAAACCUCUAUUGUAUCAUCAACUGUGCAAAUCUUUUCUCAAGAAGCUACUGGCAUGCAUAGUAGUAACCACACAAGUGAAACCUCAGCAGAAUUUUCAUUGUUCCUAUCAGACUCACAAUCAAAAUGUGAAGACCUAAAAAAUUUCACCAUCAACUGUAAGGAACAAAAAGCAAAUGGAACACAAACAGAUCCUGUGAGUAUAAAUAAUGAUGAGACUGGACGUGUGGUGGCCAAUUUCAAUCAGAUACAAAAUAAUGGUAAACAGUACAAGGAUGUGCAUAGAACAGGAGCAAAGUGUGUGCCAGGAGGUGAGCAGGAUCUUCUUCAACCUGGCAUUGAAUACCAUACUGUGGGUAUUUUACGCACUAAACCAGGGCGUGGAGAUCCUACAUUAUCAAUGUCAUGCAGUGACAAAAUAAUGAAAUGGAAUGUUCUUGGUAUCCAAGGAGCUCUGUUGUCUUACUUUUUAACAACUCCAGUGUACCUGUCAUCCAUUGUGGUUGGUAUGUGCCCCUAUGAUGGCACUGCUAUGAAGAGAGGAAUCUUUGAACGCGCUUUAUCUGUAUCAUUGGACUUGUAUAGUGAAUUUUGUCAUCAUAAGCCCAAGACCUUUCAAGCAGAUGUGCAGUUUGAAUACAGCAAAUAUAAAGUCAUGGAACAGAGUCAGAGUAAAGUAUCUUCAUCCUCAACAGCUAUUAUUUGGAUUAAAGAUCCCUUCUACCAUGAAAUUUCUGUUAAUGGACUUCGACAGGGCGUUACUAAAAAGAACCUCUCAUCACCAAAAGCAAGAACCUGCAUUUGUAAAGCAAGUCUGUUUGAGACAUUCAAAGCUCUGGUUGGUAGCAUUCCUGUCUGGAAGCUUCCGUCCUCAUUAAGGUUAGUCCAACUAGUGGUACAUGGUACACUCCUUAAACUGAUUACAGAGCUUUUAUGUAUGUAAUGGUAACUGCAUUAGCAGUAUUAAAGCCAAGGAAGUCCUUAAUUCAUAAAUAUGGUAAUUUUAAGUAUGGAAUGUUUAUUUUUUUUUUUUUUUAAUUUGGUUGACAAAACUGGCACAAGAAUUCUGGUGUUGAAUAAGGAUCUGGGAAGCAACUCAUAGUGACAAGAGGCAACACUCGAGGAAGUAUCAUGACUCAGAAAUGGGAUUACUCUCUGGCUGGAUGGGCCUCUAAGUUCAUGCCUUAAGUUUAACCCUGCAACUUCUAUGAGUGACUAAGACAAAUUUCUCUCAACUAUUAAAUACAAAAUCAUGCAAACUGGUGAUGGGAUUAUAGAAUAUAUUAAUUAGAGGAUUAUAGCUAAUACAAUACAAAAUUCUCAGAACUAACAUCAUAAGAAUUUAAUAACAGAAAAUAGGGGGAAUUACUAAUGAGAUCUUGGAAGUGAAAUGGUCAACCUGUCACCAAUUUCUAUCAUCUUGAUCUUAAAAGAAAUAUGAACAAAGUGUGCAGUACACUGUUUAACUAAUAAAAUGAAAAAUUUAUUUACCACAAGUUACAUCAAAAUUAUCUGACUUUAUUUUCAGGCAAAAGAAAAUAACAAGCUACCACAAUGCAAAGAGACAAGCUUCAAUAUAUAAUGCUGUCAGGGAAAAAUUCCUCAUUGCAUUUCCAACUUGGUGCCUGAAGCCUGACAACCUAUCAAAUUUCACUGGAUCAGAAUGAAAAAAUAAAGAACUUUCAUGGUUCUUAGCCAUGCUAGCUGCAACUUGUAGGAGAUAUGGAUUAUUUGUGGUCAUUACUCAAAAUUUGUAGUCAUUUAGCCGAUUGGCCACUGUCACUAGUGUCAA
Pocillopora damicornis (cauliflower coral) is the source of this 2478-nucleotide messenger RNA. RefSeq names its product tRNA-specific adenosine deaminase 1. The record is from RefSeq and is a predicted model, not a curated record. Gene Ontology annotation, biological process: tRNA processing. Gene Ontology annotation, molecular function: adenosine deaminase activity; tRNA-specific adenosine deaminase activity; RNA binding. NCBI's taxonomy places the organism in Eukaryota, Metazoa, Cnidaria, Anthozoa, Scleractinia, Pocilloporidae.